Molecule: messenger RNA, 1143 nt
Organism: Salvia hispanica
Lineage: Eukaryota; Viridiplantae; Streptophyta; Magnoliopsida; Lamiales; Lamiaceae
Source: RefSeq, a predicted model, not a curated record
AUGCAGAGAAAUCCGUCGGCGCGCUCAGCCCGCGGGAAAAACCCACCGAAAGAAAGGACCAAAAACACGGCAACGGAGGCGACGAGUUCGACCCCCGCGGCCGAGAAACCACCAUCACCGCCGCCAGAAAAAGAUCCUGCACCCGUACCACCCGAAGUUCCACCACAGCCAAUGACGACCGAAGUUCAACCACAACCGGAAAUCUGCCAAGACAACCCUGCCGCCGAAAUUAUACUCACCGAGGCGGAAUCCGACGACGAAGAUCUAGACGAAGAGGAGGUCAUUAAGGAAUUCAUGAAGAAAUAUGGAAAAAACCCGAAGGCGGGCAAGUUUUUCGCCAAGAUGUCGGAGGCAUGCCGGAAACAAGAAGAGGUAAUUCCUGCCCUAACCCCACUUACAAUCCCACCAAGCCCCCAAACCUUAAUCGAAACAACCACUGCACAAGCCUUACCCACACACCCAGAAAACCCUCAAAUUUUACCCGAAACCCUAACCCAAGAAACGAACCCCCCAAACACUAUUCUUCAAACAGAAACUGAACCCCUAGCCGAGUCCUCUGUAAAUAAAGAAGAAACUGGAGAGGAGGAGGGUGAUAUGAUGGAUACUGAGGAAUCUGACAGAGAGGAGGAGGGUGAACGAGUUGAGCAAGUGGAAAUAUUGGAUGAAGAGGCCACUGGGUUAGGGGACGAGGGAGAAAGGAGAGAGGGUAUAGAUAGUGGGGAGGAUGUUGAAGCGAGGGAGAACAAUGAAGGAAAAACAGGAGAUGUAGAUGAGACAGAAGGGGAAGGUGAAGAAGGAGAGACAGUUGGUGAUGAAAAGGUAGGUAAAGAAGGUGAAGUGGUUGAUGAUGAAGAGGGUGAGAAUGUCAAUGAGAGGAUUGCUGAGAAGGAAGCUGAGGAAGAGGAGGAGAUUUAUGAGGAGGUUGCUGAGAAGGAAGUGGAAAGAAACGGUAAUGGAAAAGAUGCCGAGAAAGAAAGUGAGGAGAUAGAAACUGACAUCGUCUUGGUAGACGAUACAACUACUGAUGACCAAGGGACUCCGACAGAUGAGAGGUUGACGAGGAGGCAGUCCCGUCGGAAUAGGAAGCAAGAGGAUAAGGCAGAGGCAGGCAGGGCCAAGCGCCUGAGGCUGGAGGACAUAUAG